This is a messenger RNA of Condylura cristata (star-nosed mole), 986 nucleotides long. It is a transcript of the gene STARD3NL, whose product is annotated as STARD3 N-terminal like. The transcript has 9 exons. The coding region runs from base 232 to 939 and encodes 235 amino acids. The record is from RefSeq and is a predicted model, not a curated record. NCBI's taxonomy places the organism in Eukaryota, Metazoa, Chordata, Mammalia, Eulipotyphla, Talpidae.
GACCAGGUCGGGGGCGGCGGGCUGCGGGUGGUGGGCAGCGUCGCUGACCCGCCUCGGUACCCAGUCCCGCCCCGCAGAGCCCCGCCCCUCGCCCUCCAGGGCCUAGCGGGCGCGACGAGGAUCCGCUGUCCCCGGGCCAGCCUGGGGCGGCGGGUCAGGAACCUCCCGAUGAGACCUUUUCUUUCUAGGGAUGGUGAAAUUGGAAAAAGACUCCUUUAACCCUCCUUCAGGAUGAAUUCCCUGCCAGAAGACAUGGAGAACGCUCUUACUGGGAGCCAGAGUUCUCACGCUUCUUUGCGCAACAUCCAUUCCAUCAACCCUACCCAACUCAUGGCCAGGAUUGAGUCUUAUGAAGGAAGGGAAAAGAAAGGCAUAUCUGAUGUCAGAAGGACUUUCUGUUUGUUUGUCACCUUUGACCUCUUAUUUGUAACAUUACUGUGGAUAAUAGAAUUAAAUGUGAAUGGAGGCAUUGAGAACACAUUAGAGAAGGAAGUGGUGCAGUAUGAUUACUACUCUUCUUAUUUUGAUAUAUUUCUUUUGGCAGUUUUUCGGUUUAAAGUGUUAAUACUCGCAUAUGCUGUAUGCAGACUGCGCCACUGGUGGGCAAUAGCGUUGACAACAGCAGUGACCAGUGCCUUUUUACUAGCAAAAGUGAUCCUCUCAAAGCUUUUCUCUCAAGGAGCUUUUGGCUAUGUGCUGCCCAUCAUUUCAUUCAUCCUUGCCUGGAUUGAGACGUGGUUCCUAGAUUUCAAAGUGUUACCUCAAGAAGCAGAAGAAGAAAACAGACUCCUGAUAGUUCAGGAUGCUUCAGAACGUGCUGCACUUAUACCUGGUGGUCUUUCUGAUGGUCAGUUUUAUUCUCCUCCUGAAUCUGAUGCAGGAUCUGAAGAAGAUGCUGAAGAAAAGCAGGACAGUGAAAAACCACUUUUAGAACUAUGAGUAGUAAUUUUGUUAAAUGUGAAAAACUUAAAGAAGAGAAAAGAGAC